Synchiropus splendidus (mandarinfish) is the source of this 4073-nucleotide messenger RNA. RefSeq names its product cone cGMP-specific 3',5'-cyclic phosphodiesterase subunit alpha'-like. The record is from RefSeq and is a predicted model, not a curated record. NCBI's taxonomy places the organism in Eukaryota, Metazoa, Chordata, Actinopteri, Syngnathiformes, Callionymidae. Gene Ontology annotation, biological process: visual perception; signal transduction. Gene Ontology annotation, molecular function: 3',5'-cyclic-nucleotide phosphodiesterase activity; protein binding. The transcript has 22 exons. The coding region runs from base 11 to 2551 and encodes 846 amino acids.
CUUGAAGGAAAUGGCAGACAAAGACUCUGUGGAGAAGUUUCUGGACAACAACCCGGCGUUUGCGAAGGAGUACUAUGAAAAGAAAGUCAAGGCGGAUGUUAUCGCCGCAGCCUUUGAUAACCAGGUGCAGGUGAAAGAUCCAGCCUCUUACAAUGAGGUGACCACCAUCCAGGAGGCCGAGUUCAUAUUCGAGCUGGUGAAGGAGAUGAAGGGCAGCGAGCAGUUGGAGAAGUCCCUUCAUAAGGUUCUGCAGAGGAUCGCUCUGAUGAUCAAGGCCGACCGCUGCAGCUACUUUGGCUACCGAGCUCGUAACGGAACCCCCGAGUUGUCCACCAUCCUCUUCGAUGUGACCUACAAUUCUCCAUUCGAGAAAAACCUCGUGAACCCCAACGUAGAGAUCGUGUUUCCCACUGACAUGGGGAUUGUGGGAUGGACGGCGCACUCCAAAAAACCCCAGAAUAUUGCAGACGUGAAGAAGGAUUCUCAUUUCAGCGACUUUGUGGACAAGCAGACCAAGUACACAACGAAGUGUGUACUCACAGCUCCCAUCAUGAGUGGAAAAGAACCCAUCGGUGUGGUUAUGGCUCUCAACAAACAGGGAGCAGAAGAAUUCUCCAAGAGUGACCAGGAGCUUUUUAAUAAAUACAUGACCUUUGCUACUGCGGUCGCCCUUCAAGGUCACAAUGCAUACAUGUGGGAUGUGGAGUCCAGGAGGAGCCAGGUUUUGUUGUGGUCAGCCAGCAAAGUCUUUGAAGAACUGACGGACAUUGAGCGACAGUUUCACAAAGCAUUGUACACAGUGAGGACCUACAUCAAGUGUGAGAGAUACUCCGUCGGCCUGCUGGACAUGACUAAAGAGAAGGAAUUCUUUGAUGAGUGGCCGAUCAAGUUAGGAGAGCAAGAACCAUACAAGGGUCCCAAAACACCAGACGGCAGAGAAAUUAACUUUUACAAGAUCAUCGACUACCUGCUGGAAGAUAAGGAGGAGAUCAAAGUCAUUCCAGGCCCCCCUGCUGACCACUGGGCCCUAGUCAGUGGGCUCCCCUCAUAUGUAGCAGAAAAUGGAUUUAUCUGCAACAUGAUGAACGCGCCUGCGGACGAGUAUUUUCAAUUUCAGAAAGAGGCAGUGGAUGAGACGGGAUGGAAAAUCAAGAACGUCCUGUCGCUCCCUAUCGUGAACAAGAAGGAAGAAAUUGUGGGCGUGGCCACAUUCUUCAAUAGGAGAGAUGGCAAACCAUUUGAAGAGAGCGAUGAGCAGAUAACUGAGGCUCUGACCCAGUUCUUGGGCUGGUCCACCCUCAACAGUGACACGUACGACAAGCUGAACAGAACAGAGUGGAGGAAAGACGUUGCUCAGGAAAUGUUGAUGUACCAGACAAAGGCCACGCUCAGUGACGUGCAGACCAUCCUGAACACUCAAGAGAAGUUUGGCUCAGCACCAGAAGACUGUGACCAGAAGGAGAUGUACAAACUGCUGAGAUCAACCAUCCCGGAGUCUAAGAACGUGGAGCUGCUCGAGUUUCGCUUCAGCGACUUCCCCCUGUCGGAGUUCGAACUCAUCAAAUGUGGCAUUCGCUGCUUUUUUGAGUUGGGGGUGGUAGAGAAGUUCAAAGUCCCAGCAGAGACCCUGACCAGGUGGAUGUACACAGUUCGGAGAGGCUACCGUGACAUCACUUACCACAACUGGCGCCACGGCUUCAACGUCGGACAGACCAUGUUUACUCUGCUGCUGACUGGAAAACUGAAGAAGUACUACUCUGACCUGGAGGCCUUUGCGAUGGUUGCUGCUGGAUUCUGCCACGACAUUGACCACAGAGGAACAAACAAUCUCUACCAGACCAAGAGCGCAUCUCCACUGGCCAAGCUGCACAGCUCCUCUGUGAUGGAGCGACAUCACCUGGAGUACAGUAAGACCCUGAUGGAGAAUGAGGACUUGAACAUAUUCCAAAACCUACAGAAGCGGCAGUUUGAGUCAGUUCAGCACCUGUUUGAAGUUUGCAUCAUCGCCACUGACCUGGCCCUUUAUUUUAAGAAAAGGACGAUGUUCCAGAAGAUUGUCGAUUCUGUCGAGGGAAUCGCAGAUGAGAAGGAAAAAGUCGGAUACGUCUCCAACAAUGCAACCAGGAAGGAAAUCAUCAUGGCGAUGAUGAUGACCGCCUGUGAUUUGUCGGCCAUCACAAAGCCGUGGGAGGUUCAGAGCAAGGUGGCGUUGAUGGUGGCAGCUGAGUUCUGGGAACAGGGCGAUCUGGAAAGGACAGUUCUGGAACAACAACCAAUUCCAAUGAUGGACAGAAACCACGCGGACGAGCUUCCCAAAAUGCAGUGCGGUUUCAUCGAUUUCGUCUGCUCCUUCGUCUACAAGGAGUUUGCGCGCUUCCACACGGAGAUCACUCCCAUGUUUGACGGCAUGAACAACAACAGGAAAGAGUGGCGAGCGCUCGCCGACGUGCAUGAGGCCAAAAUUAAGGCUCUGGAGGACGAGAAGAAAAAGCUUGAGGGGGGAGACCAACCAGAAGGGGGCGGAAAGUCAAAGACAUGUGUUGUCUGCUGAAAAUAUAAAGGUCCGGAUCACACAUGAUCUCCGACCUUUAAAACAAAACAAUGACCUUAUUUAUACCUCUAUACUUAUGUAUAGGUUCAGACAUCCCAUGAACCAAAUUUCAUCCAAUAUUUAACACAGUUAAGAAGUAUAAUAUCCCUGAUAUUAUUGAUCUGAAGUCUUCAUAUGGGAAACAGUAAUGUACAUUGUUGUAAUGUAAUGUACUGGCUGUCUGCUCAUGUAGCCGUGUUAAGUUACUCUGCGUGCCGCACCUACGUCAGACCAUGCCAUCGUCUCUGUCCACGAUGUUUAUGCUCUAAACUAGCGCUCCACAUCCUUAGCCCACAAGCCAGUGGAUACCACGGCUAUACAGUAUGCUGCGCCACCAUAUACUGAGCUGAACAUAAAGAAAGAGACUACCUCAACCUCUAAAUCAUAAUGAUACCAGUGGCAAGAGGUGUUUUAUUUAUAAAUGUGGAGUAUACAUGUAUUUUAAAAAAGGGUCUGUUUGAGAGAGAGAGUGGAUAUUAUUUUUGUAUGUACUGUACAAGUGGUCAAGCUGUGCUCUCAAGGAAGCAGGUGAGAGAUGUAAGAAGAUUUGGCCAAAUUGGAUUCAGUUAUAAGCGCGUUGGAGCAUAGAGGCUUUUCCAUUUUAAAUCUCCUGCUUACAUAAAGUAAAAUGCUGUGGCCGUCCUGACAAGUUCGGCGUCAACUGCGCAAGGACGGGAGGAUGGCGCAGUGACCUGUGCAGUAAAGUGGAAUUUACUGUGACGUUAAUGUAUGAUCGCAAUUUUUAUGUAGCCGCUGUGUAUUUCAAAUAGAGAGUCCAUCUCAUCUGUGUUUGUAUAUAGUUCUGUACAUAGCCUUAAGAUGAUAAAUAAAUGAAGUUUAUUUUCAAAUCAAAAUUCCUUUGUGGCGUUUGACUACUAGUUUGUAGCCUCUUCCUCUAUGUGAAGUUGCUUCACCUUAUGUUGAGGAUUAGAUAAAUAGUUUGAGCUGAAACAAAGUGAUUCAAGUUUGGCUGGAGUUUCUGUGGAGUUGGUUUGUUGUCAGUGGUGAUGUAGUCAAGGAUAUGAGUGGUUCUCCAGAGUGAUGCUGUGUAUUUGCCAAGGAUGUGGCACAGUUGCUGUUCUGUGAUUUUAACCCUUGAACCAUUGUGUUUGACUUCACAUAUGUAUUUUUUUUUUCAGAUAAUAUCCAUUACUAAAGCUAUGGGUAUUGAUUCAAAGCAGUUUGAUUUGAGUGAAUUCAUUUCAUUUCAUUUAAGAUUUUCUGAGAACUGGCCCAAUUUUGGGCCAUGCAGAGAAAAAUUCAUUCAGAUCACUCGAUAGUUUCAAAAAAAUGUUUAACCCAGCCCGACACGUCAAGCGAACGAUGGCUAUGGCUCACUUUGGCUGAAGUUCAGACCUCCUGACUUCAAAGAGCUCUACCAAUUGUUCAAGCUGAUCACCAACCACAUGGUCACUUUGUUCGAAGAAAACAAUUUGUUAAAAUUAUUAAAUUACAUCCAACUAUCAUGAGGAGCUUUAAGACC